AUGGCCGACGAGCCAGGGGCCAUCGGAGACCACCACCCUCGGGUGGCCGAGGUCAGCCAAGCGGUGUCCCGGCACCUCGACCGCCUGCAGGACGGGUCCCGGCAGUCCCGCUUGCAGGCGCUGGCCGGGCUCCGCGCGGCGGUCCUGGAGCGGCCGCUGCCGCCGCCGGUGCUCCAGGAGGUGUUCGCCAAGGAGAUGCUCCGGCCUCUGGCGCGCUGCCUGGUGGCCGACCCGGCCGAGCGCUGCCGGGAGCUGGCGCUGGAGCUGACCCGCCACGGCGUGAGCCAGGGCAGCCGGCCGGAGCAGGCGCUGCCCUUCCUGGUGCCGGCGCUGGCGCAGCGCCUGGGCCUCCCGCCGGGCGAAGGCGAGCCGUGCGAGGAGCUGCGCCUGGGCCUCCUGCAGCUGCUCAGCCUCCUGCUGCAGGCGUGCCGGGGAGACGCCCUGGCGCCUUACCUGCCCGAGCUGGUGCGCGCCCUGCGCAGCGCCCUCCUCGACCCGUAUCCGCAGGCCAAGCGAGAGGGCUGCGCGGGAGCCGCCGCCUGCGCCAAGGCCAUGCCAGGUGCGCGCAGGGGGGAGAUGCGUGUGGGGUUGAGGAAGGGGCUGCCUGGGGGACUGGCGGGUGGGGAGGGUGCAGAGAAGAAGCCUGGCUUGGGGGGGGGGAGGAAAGGGGGCCAGGGCACUUUGAAGAACAGUGGAGAAAAGGUGUUUGUUCCCCCCCCCCCAGCUGGAGUUGGGUUGCUAUAGGUAAAGGAAAAAGGUAAAGGACCCCUGGACGGUUAAGUCCAGUCAAAAGCGACUAUGGGGUUGCGGCGCUCAUCUCGCUUUUAGGCCGAGGGAGCUGGCGUUUGUCCCAAGACAGCUUUCCGGGUCAUGCGACCAGCAUGCCUAAACUGCUUCUGGUGCAGCGGGACACCGUGACGUGAAACCAAAGCGCAAGGAAAUGAUGUUUACCUUCCCGCCGCAGCAGUACCUAUUUAUCUACUUGCACUGGCGUGCUUUCGAAGUGCUAGGUUGGCAGGAGCUGGGACAGAGCAACGGGAGCUCAACUCGUCAUACGGAUUUGAACCACCAACCUUCUGAUCGGCAAGCCCAAGAGGCUCCGUGGUUUAGACCACAGCGCAAAUUCAUUCACAGAAUCACAGAUUUGUAGAGUUGGGAGGGGCCACGGGGGGGGGAUUGUACAUCCAACCCCUACCAUGCAGGAAUCUUUCACCCAACGUGGGACUCCACAAACUCAAGACCCUGAUAUGAAAAGUCUCGUGGUCUACUGACUGAGCUAUCCUGUUUCAUUUAAAAUAAAUCUCAAAGCGGUUUACCAAAAGGUAAAACCGUAAAAUCAAGAAAUAAGAAACCUCAACCCUUCCUUAAAACAUGCAAAAGUUAACCGGCUAAAAUAGAUUGAAAUUACCUCAACUUUCUAAGUAUCCAGGUACACGUGGCUGCAACAGGAAUGUUUAUAGCAGGUGCCAAAAAAGAGUGUGGCAAGACCUGCUUGAUCUCCAUAGGCAAGGUGUUCCCAAGUGCAGGCGCUGCCACACAAAGUGUUUGAAUUUGUAGUGCAGGUAUUAUAUGGCACCUGUGAAAGUGCCAGUUGUGCCAAUCAAAGCAGUCAAGUGGGCACAUGCGGGCGGGGUAAGGCGAUCUUGUAGGUAAACUGGUCACAAGUUGAUAGGGGCUUCAUCUACUGAUAGUAACACCUUGAACUUGGCCCAGCAGCAAAUCGGCAACCAGUGCAGAUCUCUGAGGUGUUAUAUGCUGACAAGGCCUUACUCCUUACUCCUUACUGCUGCAGCAUUCUAGACUAAUUGCAGCUUCCAGAUCAAGCAUGAGGGAAGCCCUACACAUCACUGUUCCUUCUCUUAGGACAAAUGAAGUUGCAUAAGAAAAUGAGUCUCCUGAAUUAGGCCCAGGGGCCCAUCUGAUCCAGCAUCCUCUUCUCACAGUGGCAGUAGUACUCUGCUCACCAGUGAUCCCAGCGAAUGGUGUUCAGAGGCAUAAUGCCACUUAUAGUGGAGAUGGAACAGGAGCCCUGUUUCUGGCCACUUCCAUGCCAUAUGUUUCAAGCACAUGGCUUCUCCCCUAAAAAGAAUCCUGGGAACUCUGGUUUGUUCAGGGUGCUAGCAAUUGUAGUUCUAUUUCAGGGAAGCCAUGUGCUUUAAAUUAAUAUGGUGUGGAUGUGAUCCCCCUACCCACAUUUGCACUUAGGGAAAGGGCCGCAGCUCCUUGGUAGAGCAUCUGCUUUGCAUGUAGAAGGUCCCAGGUUCAGCCCCUGGUAUCUCCUGGUAGGGCUGGAAAAGAACCCAGCCUAGAACCCUGGAGCAUUGCUGCCAGUCAGUGUAGGCCAGGGGUUCCCAACUAUGGGGACACAUUUGGAAACGAGAAACUCCUGUGGGCACCACAGUACACACCUACAACUAAAAUCUGCUAUCAAACCUAAUUUUGUAUAUGUGCCCUGGGGGUGGGGAGGACCCUGUGAGUGCCAGAGAAGGCAUCUGUGGGCAUAUGUUAGUGACCCCCCGUGUGGCAAAUAAUACUGAGCUAGAGGACUGCUUCUGUAUAUAAGGCAACUACAUCUUACUAAAAGACCACAGGAGAAGUGAAAACUUAACAGCCUGGGUUGCUUUUGUCUUUAAGAGCAGCAGACUGAAGAAGCCAAGUCAUAGGUGGUGUCAGAAGAGGAUGGGCAGUCACCCCCAAGAGACGUAAUCUGCCCCCCCAUGGCUAAACCAGUAUGCUGGACCCUAUCUGAAGGCAAUUUGCACAUAUAAACUGGAAAUCAAAAUAAUGCACUCAUCUAUGCUUACUUGAAGGUUAAAACACGAUUUAAAUCAAUAACAUUUAUUCAUAAGAAACAUGUUUAAGACAAGAAUGUUGAUGUGAAAUAGUUCUCUAUCAAAAAUGUAUGAUAAAGCUCACCUUGGCCCCACUUUGACCUUUCUGUGACCUCCCAUUUCCACCGCCCCCUGCAGAAAAUACAGAAAAAGGCAGCUGAAAUGAAAUCUUUCAGUAAGAUUAAGCUUGCUGUUCUACCAUUCCACAGCACCCUUACAGAUUCAUUGGAGGCUGUAUAUUGGUAGUGUCCAAGUCUUUGCUCAGCAUUCUAUUAUAAAACAGUGCACACACCUAACUACACUACUUCACCAGGAGUAACAUAAUUUUUCUUUAUUUUCCUCUGCCAGAUACCUUUCACAUGCAGUCAGAAAGUUUGAUCAAUCCCUUAAUGCAAGCAAUUUCCCACCAACACUAUAGAGUCCGUGUUGCUGUCAUUCAGGCUACAGGAGCAGUGAUUCAGUAUGGCAAUGUGAAGUCUCUGGACGAUGUGCUUUCUCACCUAGCCCAGCGGUGUUUUGAUGAGAUCCCACAGGUAACUUGGUUCUGGCUAAAUUGUAAUCCAAGCAGUUAUUUCUUGAAGAUACAUGUGAGAGACCAUAUUUAAUAUUUAAUUUUAGCACUGCAAUCUUGGAACAGUUUUUCUCUUUAGUUUUUUACUGUCAGAUUUCCAAGACUGUUUUAAGAUUUUCCUGUUUGAAAUGAGGCUUUUAAAACUAAAUUUAUGGAACACCAGUUUGCGUGUUAUGAUGAAGGAUAAAGUAAAAGCCUGCCUGGGUUAUAUUUCCUUUUAUUUCUUAUUUAUUUAUUUAAUUUAUAUACCACCCUUCAUUCAAAGAUCACAGGGUGGUUUACAGUAUAAAACCACAAAAACACAUAACAUAAUAACAAACAAACCCCUCCCCCUCCAUCUCAAAGAACUUGCAGGGAUGUAUGAAGAAAGCUGAAUCUUUAUUUUUAAAAGAAGUUUAACCGAAACCUCAGGCUGCAUGAGUUAUGGGUUGUUGUUUUUUUUAAAAAAAGUAGUACAAUGAUCUGUUUUUAUAUUUGAUGGAUGUAAAUGUGUCAUACAUUGCUUUUAAAUAUUUCUAGGUUAGAGAGGCUGUUACCAGUGUCACUGGAGAGUGGCUACUGCACCUGCGGGAUAGAUACUCUUAUUUUCACAAGUUAAUUCCUCUGUUACUCAGUGGCCUUACUGACGAAAUACAUGAAAACAAGUAAGUAGAGCUCAGAAUCCAGUUUAUGCUCUAUUUGGAUGUUGCAGGUCAUGUAUUAAAAUAGAGAGUGGGACCAUGCUGUCUAGCUCUACAACUGAAAUGGUGUGUUUGUCCAUCGCUAAUGUAUGUGCAUUGAAAUGAAUGAAGGUGGAAGCUGUAUGCACAAAGGCUUCCAGUCAGAAAGUAACAUUUCCUGCUGUACGCAAACCGAAGGCUCAGAAUACUUGCUUUCCUUCUGUUUCUCAAGCAUCUGCCAAAUGAAGACACAUCCAAGUACCUAAGGAUCUCUCAUUACUUGAUGACUCUCAGCUGAAUUCUUUUUUUUUUACCUCUGCACUGAAAAGUAUGUCCUUUGAGUUGAAAUAGGCAAUAUGAAAGGUCAGUCUAUUCUGAUUAAUCUGUGAUGGCUCAUUCGCACAUGCAGAUUGUCCUUUGACGCUACAUUCAGUGACUGGCACAUGUACGACAUUACAGGGACCUUAGAUAUGCAGCUGUGGAGAUUGCCUCAGAGUAUGAUUUUUUUUAAAAAAAAAAAUCAGCACUUUCAGAUUUGCUGAAAAGGAAUAUUGUUGUUUUUAAGUGACACAUUUGUUAAACUUCUUUGUGUAUGUUAUAUAUAAUGUGUGUUUUUGAUGCCUUUGUUUUACUCUUAGGGAACUGGCUCUAACUUAUUGGAAGAAAGUAGGCUCGCAAUGGGAAAAAGAAAACGAGACCGAUAUUAAAGAUAAACUUGACUUCUAUGUUGUACCAUCUUAUUAUCCUCCAGGAUGUGAGUAUAAUGAAAAAAUGUUCAGGGUGCAAAUUUCUUGUCCCGUUAUUAUCUCCACAAGCCUGUAAUGAGCAGCUAUUUGAUAUGGCAGGUACAAAGCAUCUCUUAAUGAGAAAGUAAAAUGCAAACGUUUUGAAAUAUUUGGAAAUUUAACGUGUUCUUUUAAAAUUUGAAAUAUUAUAAAAAACAAAAUGUUUGUCUAUUAGAUAAUCUCUUUGUAGUUAGGGGUCAUGUGAUGAUAGAGUACUUAGUAGCUUUGGUAAGACUACUGUAAUAAUUUGAGGCAUAACAGCCAAGCGGGUGCUGGAGGAUAAAUUGUUAUGCAGCAGAGAUAGCUGGUGAGUAAUAACAAGCAUUAAGGGAUCUGUGUGAGACAAUGUUCUUUGCAAAACAAGUGUAGAUCACAAGGUUGGGCAAACCCCCAACUGCCUAGCUGAACUGAGAUUUUUCAUGCAUCGUGCCUUCUAACAUCUUGUAAUUGCAUCUCCUGUGGAAAGAUUUAUGGACCUUUUUAGACAACUGACCCGAUAAUUUUUCACUGUAUCUUUUAAGAAGUUCAAAACAGGUUUGUAGAAUGGUUCUUGUUGUCUCUGCCUUUACUAAAGAAUUGUACGAGACAAGCUCUUACCUGGCUGUGACAACUUUAACAGUGGCCAGUCUUUUUGGCAAGCCUUUUGUGAUGUAAGAUGAGGCCAAAGUAUGAGAAAUUGCUGCUUUUAUGCAGUACAUGAGAGGUUUCUGUGCUCUGGUGUAAUUUUAGUUUAUUGAGCUGGGGGCUAGCACACCUGGGACACCAAGGCAGGAGUAUAUGAAUAGCCAGGGCUACAGGUCCUUCUACCUUUGCCCCAAAUGACUGCAGCUUGUGCAACAUGUGGUGCCUGUGCUACAGGCUGACUCCUGAUGAUUUAACAUGUUUAACAGACGUCUUCAAUGGUAGUAGCAAAUGCUUCCUCAUUUUACAUUUGGGGCAUUUUCAGAACUCCUGGACCUGGUGAAAUUCACUAAAGUUUAUUUUGAUGUUUUCUGUAAACAACCUGUUGGGGAAAUAUUUGGCACAGUUUAUGGCACCUUUUCCCUUUUUUAUUCAAGUUGUAAAGCACAAUUGAUUUGAAAAUUCCAAAAAAAUAAAUAAAUACAAGAACAAAUCCCUUUACCAAGUUACAUAAAGUACAGGCAGCUCCCCAUUUAUGCAGGGGUUACAAGAUAGGGGUUUAUGUACACAUCACAGUGUUAGUUAGAUCAAGGCAAGACGUACAGUCUAAUCAUGCCAGUGCCAACACAUUAUAAACAUUAUAAACAUAUUAGGUUCCAAGGCACCCAGUUUAAUCUCCAACAUCCAUGUAACAGGUACAUUUCAGUAUCUGCUUCACUCUCUAGGUAAAUGGUUUCUGAAGAACUUCACCUCCAAAAUGCAGACCACCCGUUUCCUUCCUCCCCCUGCCCCUGAAUUUUUCUCUCUAACCCCAGUUUUUCUAGCUGCAAGCUAAUGAACCUGACACCUCUGCCUCAGUGUGCUUUGAUCUCCCGUUGACAGAGAUUGCAGGUCAGGGUGAAAAGCAAAGAAGGAACUGAAAGCCAUCCUGACAAUAGGGCGACUUUCCACUGAGAAGAAGAAGAAAGCAUUGCCUUAGGAUAGGGGUGCAGACAGGUUAGGAAAAGGUAGGGGGCAGCGGAGAAGCCUUUGACAGGAGUGAGAUAUGCGGAUGAAAUAGCUGCAUUUGUGCAUCAGAAAUGAAGGGAACUGUUGAAAAGGACCAGUCAAAAAUCAUUGGGGGGUGGGGGGGUGGGAGAUGCCUCUGGUCAAAUGGGAUGCCACUCUCUAUCUUUGUCUUCUCAGGCAGGAUUUCUGAAUUUGACCUCUUUGUUUUUCUGCUGUCAAUUUCCAUAAUCCAAAUGCUCUCUUCCAUGACAAAAAGAAGCCUUAGUUCAGAGUGCCUUUGAAGAUCCUUCCCUUUAAGUAGGUGCUUCACAAACACUUCUGUGUUCUGCAUCCUGUUUAAGUUUUACAUCAGGGUUUUUUUUUAUUAUUUGUACAGCCACACAAGUAGAGGGCCUCAUGCAAAACUGCAGUAUGCUUGAGGGCUUUCUUUUGUGAGAGUCUGCUCCUUCAGUCAAUUCCAUUUUACCAACAACCCCCCCUCCUAUUAGCAUUGUCUUCAUUUAUCUUUAUUUCAGAACUGCAUGUCCUGCCUCUAUGUUUUCUUUUUUAAAAAAUAAAAUGUUCAAAGUGGUGCACAAUACAUCCUAAUAAAAAAUGAGAAGACCUUUUGAAAUACAGUUUAUUUAAAAACUCAAAGCUGCAAAACUGAAAAAAAUAGAAGCAAGCAUCAAACAAUAAAAAUAAAUAAAUGAGAAAAUACCCUGAAAUAAAUAAAAUGGCCUAUGUAAGAGUUCUCUGCAGAUUAGAUAACAAAGUGUUGUUUCUUAAAACCUUGGGCAGAUUAAAAAGGACAUGGUAUCUAAAAAUUUAAAAGGGAAGUGCUGGACGGAUCAUUCAGUCAGGAGGGAAAACUGCAUAAGCAUUGGUGCCACCACCAAAUAAGGCCCUGUCUCUGGUUGCCAUCCACUUCUCCUCUGAAGGUGGGAUACUCAAACUCUUAAUGUUUGAACGGAGCGCUAGGCUGUAGCAGUUUACGUUAUAAGAAAUAAAGUAUCCCAUUGCCCUUUUCUUAGGGCCUUGCUUGUGUCUUUUACAUCUGGAUUGUAAAUGACACCUCAUUAGUCUUGAAUUGCCUAUAGCUGCUGUUCACAGUUCAUGCCAGACUGCCAAAAGAAUGUUAUGUCCACCCAUCAAGAGUGUCCAGCCAAAUCACAGGCUGUUUCGAUAGAGCUGACUUGUUAGCUCUGCCAGCAAAGGUAAUUAAAACUAUACAUCCUACAAAACAGACGGAUAUCAGGAAAAGGUUUUAAAAAUCGUACUGGCAAUGUUGGAAAAGAGCAACAACAGUAACAUCCUGAGAAAGAAUAAAGCCAUAUUCUGAGGUUUCUGAAUCAAACACCAGAGCAGUUUUGGAGGAUGGGGGAGGGAAUAGGACAUUGGAGAGAUCCUUUUCAGGGUUUUGCAAUGGAAAAUGUCAGAAAAGUGAGCGAUAAGGUGCAUCUGGAGCAUUUUAAAAAAUCACAUUACGGGAUAUUUGUAGACCUAUUUACAUAUAUAAGGGUGCUGGCUAAGGUUCAUAUUUUUCCACAUGUAUGCAGAAGGCUGCAUAUAAACUGGAGGUUCAUGUGUACUUUUUUAGGUACCCUUUCUGUGAUACCUUUUAUCAUGACUGGUCCAAAUAGGGCUGCUGUGGUCACGGCAGUCGCAGGUCAUCUCUUUUCUGUGUACCACCACUUUCCAAUACUACUUUGUCCAUGCAAAUAGUUGGGUGUGCAGGUAGAAGGUUUGGUAACAGCACCACCUAUGUGAGCUUACCCUUUCUUUUUGCGAGAUUACAGUAUUUCAUUUCCUUUUGAUGCAUUCGCAAACAAAAUGUGCUUAGUGAUUUGGGUAUAGCUUGCGUACUCUAGUUCCAUUGUAGGCAUACCUGUUGUGACUCAAGAACUUAAAAACAUACAGCUGUUUCACAGGCCUUUCCCUAACCCUGAAUUCUCACUCUCUUUUUUUUCUUUAAUUUUUUUCUUUCACUCUAGUGACUCGUCCAGAUCUGGGAUGUCGGGAGCUGGUGAUCAGAAACAUCUUCAAAAUACUUCCUGGUCUCUGCCAUGAUAUAACUGACUGGGUUGAGGGCACCAGAAUAAAGGCAUCACAGCUUCUGGUUAUAUUAUUGCAACAUGUAGAGGACCACAUCACACAGCACAUGGAACUCCUCCUUAGAACUCUGUACCGGGUGUGCUCAGAUGAGGAAAGUAAUGUGACUAGGAAUGUAAGUCUGCAAAUUUCAAAUUCACCCCCUUUGUGAAACACGGUUUCCAGAAAGAUUUCUGCUUCUCUGAGACCUGGUUUAGCAUGUUAAUGGACUUGUCUUUGGUAAAACUAAAAAGUUGGCUUAACGUUACACACUUCAUAAAUAUUCUAAAAGUUUUCCUAAUAGCUAAAUAACUGUGUGUGGUUUAAAUGUUAGGUUCAAACAAAUUCAAAGCUUUACUUGGAACAUUUAUUGGAACAUUUGUUUCUUGGAACAUUUGUAAAUAUUUUAAGAGAUAACUCAGUAGCACAGAUUUCCCUUGCAUUGUUUAGAUUAUGAGAGGGGAGGACAGGACUGUUUAUACUAAUUUUAGCAUUCCUGAAAUGCUGCAGUGCAUAAAUAUAUUUGUUUCCUAGGAAAAGAAGUUAAUUAUUAUAAUUUUUAUUUUAGAUUUGACUAAUACUGUAUCCAUUCAAAUUUGAUUUGAUUGUGUCCAUUCGUUUAGUUAUUGAUUUGUUUUUAUGAUAGGAAUCAUAAAAGUGAAAAAAUUUCCAUGGAGAAAUCCAGCUGGAAAUUUUCUGGAAACGGUUUUUUGGUUUUUUUUUCUUUCCAUUUUAGUAAAUUCUCUGCAGAGACCUUUUCACCACACAUAACUGUGCUCCAUGGUUGUUAACCAUAGUAAACCUAGCACAACCAAGUCCUAGAUGUUUUUCUUCCUGCAUGCUACGCAAUUUUUUUGAACGUGUGGGAGACAGUCCAGGAUGGUAAUCCACUUGUGGAUCAUCCUUGCUAGAUCAGGGCAGAUAGGAAACUUAUACAGGCACUCAUAAACUAAAUGUAUAUCUUUUCGAUUAUACAGAUCAAUGGUGAGAUUGUUCCAAGUAUCACCUGUGGUGAGGGCCAAGUGAAGCAUUAACAGCCUCUUAAAAAUCAUAAGCAGGAGAUUAAAGUGUAAAUGCUUGGGGGGAUAAAUUCCAUUUCAAAACUAUGUGCAGUUCAUGCCCUUUCUAGUUAAUUUCACGUUAUCUUUUUCUCCCUCUUUCUGCUGCAUAAUCCUCCCACAAUAUUAAAGUAUGUGUGUUCCAUGUGAUACCUUUAAUCGGUGUUCAGACAUGGCAAGUUUAGGCUUCCUUCCUGCUGUUUUCCUUUGUCUUUGUGGAAGCAAUAAUUAAUCCACUUUAUUAUUUGCAGUAGGUGCCAUUUAAAACCCAACCUUAAGAAAGCUUGCAUGCUUAUUUAGCAGCACAGCAUGUGAACAGUAAAAAAGACACUCCUAGGGGUAAAAAUAAUGCUUAAGGAUCUUCUUUCCCAUUUCAUAAUGUUAGUAAAACUUGCAAGCAAAACUAUAAAUGAUAAUGUUGAUGAAGAGAAUAUUGCAUUUUUGUCCAUUUCUGAAAAAUCAAUAAGCGAAUUGGAUUUGAAUGGCUACUCAUUUGUAGUGUUCCAAAGCUCGUGUGUGCAGGAAUGGCAUAGAGAAAAAGUCUAUCAAUGGCUGCUAGUCAUGAUGGCUGUAUUGAACCUCUGGGAUUCAAAGGCAGUAUGUCUGUCAGUAUCAGUUGCUGGGAGAAGCAACAGGAAAAGGCAACUCUUUUUGUGUCCUGCCCAAGGGCUUCCCCAAGGCAUCACUUUGGCCUCUGUGGGGAUUCUGGUCUGAUCUAGUAGGCUUCUUCUUUCGUUCUUAGGAUUUGCCAUUCUUCCUCGCUAAAAAGUAAAAAGUUGGGCUCAAUUUGAGGCAACACCCCAAACCAUGGUUAAGGAAGCUUACUAUGGUGUGGCAUGGUAUCUGAAUGGACAGAUCGUGGUUUGUUAGUAGCCAGUAAACCAGAAUGUGAAAGCAUGGCUUACAGUAGGUUUGUAAGCCAUCAAUAUGCUAUUUGGCAUGAUGCCUGUUUGAGAGGUUGGUGCUGAAAGAAGGCAUCUGAGCACUCGUUUUGAGCUUCUUUGAUACAUGUCAAGAAAACUUUGUCAUCCAUAAAAUUAUGAGCGAAAGAGUGGAAAGGCCUACAAGGCAAUUUCUGAAGCAUUUUUUAAAAAAUGAGCAAAGGCAAACAACCUAGUGUCCUCAGUUUUUGUUUUUAAAAUGGCCACGUUGAAUUUGUUUGGUCCUUUGCCUCUCAUAAUCUGGGCAACGUGUUUGUGUUCCCUUUCAUAGUGUGUGAAUGCAGCAGAGCUGAUUGGCGCCUUUGUCAGCCCAGCGGUAUCUCUGAAGUUAAUCACGUCUGACCUCAAAAAAGUGCCUAUGCCAUCCUACCUCAUGGUUCUAGCGGCAGUUAUAAGGGGUUCGCCAAGGAAAGUCUUGCAGCCUCAUUUGGUGUACCUUGCCAGCACACUGGACUGCCCUGAAAUAAGACAGCGGUCUGAAGAGGUAAGGAGAAUGCAAAAUAAGCUGCAAUUAUAGACAGUAUCCAGAUCCUGUAAGUCUUUGAAGUCUUGUCUCAGAUAGUUCCUUAGGCUUGAUGCAUUGCAUUGCAUUACAUUGCAUUGCAUUACAUUACAUUACAUACCGCCCUUCAUCCGCAACCAUUUUUAGGGCAGCUUUGGUAACAGUAAUCAGAAUCAUCGAGUUGGAAGGGACCCCUGGGGUCAUCUAGUCCAACCCCAGUCCAGUCUCAGCUAAAGCAUCCAUGACAGAUGGCCAUCCAACCUCUGCUUAAAAACCUCCAAUGAAGGAGAGUCCACAAUAUCCCAAGGGAUUUUGUUACACUGUCAAAGAACUCUUACUGUCUGAAAGUUAUUCCUGAUGUUUAGGAGGAACUUGUAACUUGAAUCCAUUGGUUCAGGUCCUAGCCUCUGGAGCAGGAGAAAGCAAACUGGUUCCCUCUUUUGUGUGACGGCCCUUUAGAUAUCUGAAGAUGGCUAUUAUAUCUCCUCUCAGCCGCCUCUUUCCCAAGCUAAACAUACCCAGCUCCUUCAGCCAUUCUUCAUAACACUUGAGACCCUUGAUCAUCUUGGUUGCCCUCCCUUGCACACAUUCAGCUUAUCAAUAUCUUUCUUAAAUUGUGGCAUCCAGAACUGGAGACAGUACUCCAGGUGUGGUCCGACCAAGGAAGAACAGAGCAUAACUAUUACUUCCCAUGAUCGGGAAACUAUACUUCGGUUGAUGCUGCCUAGAAUAGCAUUAGCUUUUUUUGCUGCUGCAUCACACUCAUGAUUCAAGUUAAGCUUGGGUCCACUAAGACCCCUAGGUCCUUUUCAGAUAAUGAUUGUUUCCUGUUGUGUUUACAUGGCCUUUGGCCACAGUGAUUAGCAUAGUUGUAACUAUGGGAGAAUACAGGCUUUCAUGGCCACCAUGAAACAGCAUGGAUAUGGCCAUGUGACUUAAGGCAGAGCAACGCAAGAACGUCAACAAUUGCCUUGUGGAAGCAUUUCCUUUCUGUUUGUAUUUGGUAGGUCUUUUACAUGGAGCAGCUGCUUUGCUGUGUGGAAGCGCUCAUUGAUGUAUGCCAAGAGGACUGUAAAGAAGUAAGCCUUCAGCUGACGAAGGUUUUGGUAACGAUAACGGCAAUCCCAACUUCUGGACCCUUGCAUGUGAAGGUAACCUUGACAGAACCAUGCUGUAUGGUCCUGUGUUUUGAUUUUGUUUGGUUCCUUAAGUCAAAUGCCAUUGAACUUACUGGUUCCUUCCAGGUGUGGCAUCUUCAGACGCUCGCAAUUGAGCAGCAAAGACUAAAAAUAAAGCAGUCUGAAAAAUAGAAAAAUAAAAAUUACUGCCCGAAAAUGUACUAAGCUCGUGGUCAGCAUGGUUAAGCCUGUGCACCAUAUGUGGCUUGCCAAAGCUGGCCCUUUAUCCUCAGGACGUUGAACCGGUCGUCAUCCAGGUGUUGUUGGAUUCUACCUACCAUCAGCACCUACCAGCAUAACAAAUGGUCAUGAAUGACAGGAGUUACACACCAGCAUCAUUUGGAAGGGUCUAUAGGCUUCCCUGCUUUAGCGCACGAAGCUUUGUAGUGUCCCCAAGUGAUGAUAUAACAAAAAGCAGAGCUGCCUUACACCAAAUUCUAUCGGUGGUACAAUUUGGUUUUAUCUAACUGAUGGCAGCUCUCCAAGAUCCUCAGCAGGGCCUUUCCCAAACUGGCUACCUAAAAUCCUUGUAGUGGAGGUUUCAGGGAUUGAAUUGGGGAAUGUUCUGCAUGCGAAUUGUGUGCUCUAUCACCAAGCUGUGUCCUUUCCUAUAAGCCGCCAGACAAAAAGCUGAAAACCAAGACCUUUUUAAUUACCCUCACUAAUUACGCAGUGUACCAUGUUUCACGGCAGGAUUUCAGAGUACUAUCUGAGCUUCAUUAUAAAACCUUUAUUUGGAACUUCCCCGAAGGGAAAAGAUUAUCCAUAAAGAAGUGGUCUCAAAGGAUGGAUUUGUUUUAAUCUCUUGGAGCUAGCAUUGUGGAAAAAAGACCCAAGUGUGUGGUUUUUUUGCAAAUGCUGCAGAAGGCUAAAAAAUAAGAGGGGGGGGGAGCAACCACAAACCUGCAAGUCAGAGCAAACCCAAAAUAUACUUUGUACAGGGAAUACAUUGGGUAUUCUUCAGCCUAAGGUUAUGCAUUCUCUCAAAACCGUAAAGAAAUCAGCUGCUAAUGAUACUAGUCUUUUUUGUGCCAAUUGCGAUAACUCAGAAUAUGUUUUUUUAAAAAGUUUUCUUUCUGUACUUAGUCAAAGGAUACAGCAAUGUCUUUUCGGUAGCUGCCCUUUUCACCUCCACACCCAUCCUAAGUUUAAAAAUGUUUCAGUCAUUAUUUAAAAUCGGAGGCAACAGCCAAAGAUGCCUUUGAUAAAGGCUGGCCUUUUUUUCCUCCUGAUGGCUAUCUCCGAACCAUAAAUCACUUUCUUCCCAAGUCGGAUGCCAAAUAAAUCAGGCGGCCAUCUUUUCAUAGUAGCUCUUUGGUGGCCCAAGCAAGCUUUGUUGCCAGACUUGCUUCUUCAUUUACUUCUUCACUUACUUCUUCAUAAUGACUGUUUUACUUCCUGUACUGUUGCUCUAGGCAUGAUAAUCUCAGCUGGUAUUUAUGGCCCUUGUCACUGACAAGCAACUUCCAAAAAAGUCAUAAUUUUGAAAGUUGGUUUCAAAACUGUAAAUGUAAUGCACCUUAAUUUUGCAUUAAUUUAUACACAAAAGCUAGAAAGAAUACUUAGAGGUAUGGAGUCACGACGCUUGUACAAAGUCACAGGAAUCUCGUUUUUCAGUGUGGGGGGCCUGUUUGGUGUAUUUUAAAAGAAUAAAUUCCUGAACAACAUGAUUUUGAAGAAAAAUGGGUUGUCUAGACAAGUUGGAAGGAAAUGUUCAGUGCUGAUAGCAUCCAAAUAGAUGUCCUUUGAGAAAAUUGAGCCUUUUCCUGGUGAACAGUACAUUCAUUGAACCUUAAGAACCUCACCUUAACAUCUUUUCUCUCUUUUUUUGAGAAAAUCCUGAAAAUGGAUGACGCAUACUUUAUUAUCCAAGCAGUGCUCCCCAGGUAUAGUUGCUUUUGCAGCCUGAAGCCAAGGCUCCCAGAGACAGGCAGAUGUGCUCCAUUUGCUUAAUGUUCCCAGUGCAAGACUAGUGCAGGGAAGAGGGGUCCUGGUUGUUGCAGGGGAACUGACUAUCUAAAGAAGGAAGAAAGAAGUCAAAGUGGCAGUCGAAUGGAGGAGGACAGGAAUCUUAAGAAGUGACCAAAGCUGGAGCAGCAAUCUAAGAAGAAUUGACAGAGUGAUUAAGCAGGGAGUUGGAUAUGGGAUUUUCUUUUGUUGUUACUGUAAUAUUUCUUACCUGCCCUUCGUCAGCAGGUCCCAAGGCAGGUUACAGCAAUUUAGGCACACCAGAGUCGAGAUGAGAUAUCAGAGCAUAUAAAUGGGCUGCAGAAGGUUAGAUUAAAAAAAAUAAAACAGUUGUGUCUUGAAGGCAGACAAACUGAUCACUAGAAAAGGCGGCUGUUUAAAGGACCAUUUCAUGUGUGGCAUGAUCGGAAAAACAGCUAAACACUCUUUUUAGUCAGCUGGUUAAAAAUAAAUAAAUCAUGUUUUCAAGGCAUCAUUGUUUUUAACAGCCCAUUGUGUGAGGAUUCACACAGUGAGCUGGUUAAAACCAACACUUUCUAAACUUUUUUUGUCUCUCUCUCUCCCCCCCCCCCCCAGUUAGAAGAGGCAAUGGAUGCAUUGGCUCAGGUGCAGCACUUGGAGGGUGCAGUUGGCCUCUAUCAACAACAUAUAUCUCAACUUAUGGAAUGGGUAUCCUUAACUCACGAGCGUUGGACCUGCUUCUCUCCAGAAUUACUACAGUUUGAUGUGAUUGCCACUCAUUCAGGUAAUGUGGACUUAGCAGAGUUGGUAUGAAUGUGAACGAUCAUGGGUGAACACAAUAAUUCCAAAAGGAAUGAAGCCUCUAAAGUGAUAGGGAUAACAUAGGCUUAAUGCAAAUACAGAUUCCCCCACCUUUUAACCAUGAUUAAGAGAUCACUAGCAGCUGUGAGCUUCCUUCUCCCUUCGAUUGUGCAUAUUUCCCUCUAUCUUUUCUUUUGAAAUUUUUCCAUGGGGCAGUAUUGCAACAGGACCGAUGUUCAUGCUAACCUUGGUUUGCUUCAAACUGGUGUUUGCAACCUCAGCUUGAAGUAGGUUCAAAUAUUCUGGCACAUUGGAGUUUAUGUAUGUUUCCCAGGCCUUGCCUUUCCAAAAUCCAAAAGAAGAUGUGUUUUGUUCUUUUUGGCUUUCUUCCAUUGCAAGAAGGAAGAGUUUAAUUUAUUUUACAGCUUUUGUUUGUCUUCAGUGCUAAGCCUUUUGAUGCAAGGUAUACUAUACUACUAAUUCCUGCUAGUACAAAACAGUGUUUCCACUUUUAUUUUUUAGGCCCUAUGAUUGGCAAAGCUCUUCAGGAUUUUAUUCUCAUUCUUAAAACAUGUCUUCAGACAUCUAGAGAUCCCAGGAUGCGUCUGAAACUAUUCAGUACUUUAUCCCAGUUGCUUCAGAAACCAAAUGAGACGGUCAAUUCUCAAGGGUAAGCACCAUUCAGUUGCACAUAAUGGCGUAAAGCAUUAUGUUCAUGGUAAGCUAUUAGCUGAUUUCACUCACUUUGUUUAUCUCCUAGCAUGGGCAACAAACCAUGAUCCUUGGCUUAGCAUUAUGUCCAAAAUGGGAUUGUGGCUUGCUUAACUCAAACCAUGAUUGGUAGGCCAAAAACAAAGUUAGCUUCAAGUCAUGAUUUGUUCGGAGAGAGACAAACCAAAAGUCCAAAGUUUGUUGCUCUGGUUUGCAUUGGGGGUGGGGGUGGGGAGUAAAAUGGGUGCCAUUUAUGCAUUCACAACAAACAUUUAACUGUGGUUGACCAUGACAUGAGAACUCUAGCAUUGCCUGUUGUGUUUUCCAGUUGCUGUUUAAAGAGAAGAUGUGGUUUGGUGCUCUGUGUGAUGUGGUUAGUGCGUGAUGUUGAUAAUGCCAAAGUUGCAGGUUCAAUCCCCAUAUGGGACAGCUACACGUUCCUGCAUUGCAGGGGGGUUGACUAGAUGAUCCUUAGGGUCUCUUCCAACUCUGCAAUUCUUAGGUUCCUUCACAAUAACACCUGUUCUCAGAUGUUUCUAUUCUCCAUCUGUCUCAUAUAUAGUCCCAGUCAAAGGAAGUUGUUAUAGCGCACUGGCACAAAUUGUAUAAAAGCAAUAUAAGAUGUACCAAUAGGCCAAGUCCAGAAAUGGAAAAACCCAGAGACACAAUUCAAAGCUUACUGUAAACACAUCUUCAGUUAUGCCCAUAGUAACUCCAGCUUUCAUUAUGAUUUUAGAACUGUACUCAUGAUCAUGCAUGCCUAGAAGCUUGUUGUGUAGAAAAGGGACUUCCUAAGUUUACAGGUCCUUGGAUGGGAAUUUUCCAGUAAGAGGCCUUCCUUGUGUCUCUAGACACUUGCUUAAAUCGUAGAAAGCAUAUAUACUGUAGAGUGGAUUUGACUGAAUAAUGCUGUCCGUCCCCUGAUCUAUGAAUUCCCACAAUGUAUGGCAAUAACAUGUUGAAAUAUUGUUGCAUAGUGAGAUUUGAUUUAUUUCUGGCAGCAAAUGUAGACAUGUGCUGAAUGUAUGAUGGGGAAAUGAGGGUGAACCCCUGAGGUAGAUAAGGAUUAAAGGGGUGGGGUUGGUUUUGGGGAAAAGGCAGGAGGCAUUUUCAGAAGCUGCUUCUGCUACUCCCAACCUUAUGCCACACAUUGGACAUCCUCUGAAUCUUCAAGUGCUUGGACUGGAGCCAGCCUGCAAGUCCCAACACCUGCCUAAUCUCCUGGCAAGCAGCCAUUUUUUGCAUUGUAACCCUUGACAUUCUGCAGCCUCAGGUGGAGUUUUUUUGGGGGGGUGGGCGGGAGAAGGGAAGGAUGAAUUCUGAGACACUCCAGAAUAAAAUGAUGUCAGCGAUUGUACAUCAAUCUUAGUAACCAAGCUGGCCCAAAGACAAAAAUAGUUUAAAUUGGACUUUUUCAGGCACACAUAGAAAAAUCCCUAGGGCUGUUGUUAAUCUGGUAAAGUGGAGGCUAGGAAAUCUUAAACAGAAGCUGUAUUAACUGGAUUACAAAUGGUCAUGGUCUCCCUACCCCUCUCUGAAGUAGAACCUGUACUUUCGGAACAUUUAGAAACAAAAACAAAACUGCUUACUCUAAGAACAUCCCAUAAGCCAAAUAUAGCAGCAUUUUUAUGUAGGAUUGACAGUGGUUCUGUCCUUUCAACAGCUGUGGGACAGGCAAAAAUAAUUAAGCAUAGCUACACUCACUACUGUCUCCGUACUGGAAAAAGCUGCACCUGUUGAUUUUCCAUGUUGAAGUUAUUGUAACUGCAGUGCCUCUAUGCAAAAAAGCUAUCUUUGCAACCUUGUUUUCAUGAAACAUUUUCUUAAAGUAAUUCAGAGGAUCUGCAUGAAAGGAAUAGCUAUAGGAGCCAAUCUAUCGGGCUUAAUUUAAAAAUGAAGUAUUAUUUGAAGGCUGCAUUUCAACUUUUUUCUCGGGGGGUGGGGUGGGGGUGGAGUUAAAGAGGCUUCAUGUCUCUUAUUCUAGUAUCCUGCUUAAAUCCCCCAAGAUUUGCUGUUUUCAAGCACUAUCUUGAGGCCUGUCUUUCCCUUUGCUGGGGGUUCUCUUCAUCCAUUAACAAAGACAAAUUGAAAUCAUGUGUUUUUGCAUUAUGGGUAAGCCAUUCUCGGGGGAAGGGGCAUGAUUUCUUCAUGUUUUCACCCUUACAAUCACAGUAAUGGUGCUUUAUUGAUAAUUACUAAUAUUGAGAGCAAUUCAGGUCCCCAAUAGGAAGAGAAGGGUGCAAUUUAAGUCUCAUUUUGAGCAAAAGCCAGACACAUUCCCAUGUUGGAACAGCUACCACAUCUUUAUAAGCAAGUGUGCACUUUCUUUUAACCAUGCAAUAGACUUUAUUUUCUGGCAACUGUGUGUGUGAAUGGUUCAAAUUGACAGGUUGCAAUGUACCUUGUUAAAGCUCUUGAGCAGAUAUCUCAUUUUUCCGAACAAUUUGGCAGUGCUAUUCCUCUUUUGCCUCAAAGAUAUUAAAUAUAACACAUUUCUAAAUGCAUUCGUCUUCGCAGAGAGCAUUCCUUUGCCAGUGAGUAAGUGGCUCUGCUAAAACCCAUCUUUUGUGUUUUUGACACAUUUUAUUUAAGGGAUUAAAAGAAGCCAUUACCAAAAACGUGAAGGUUCUCAGGGGUCAUUUAGCAUAGACCACCUCGGAGCCAAACACUGGUUUGAAAUGACUUGAUGGAGGAAACGGCUAUAUAGCUUUUAAUAAUACAAUAUAAUACAAUCAGUAAUACAUUUUUUAAAAUAGAGGUGCAUUCAGGCAUGGUCACACGACCACCAUGUUUGUUGGAGUUUAUAGAAAUUGUAGGGCAUUGUGGCUCUUUGCCAAUGGCAAGCUGGCUAGAUGUUACACAGCUGUGUCAUGUGUAUGUAUUUUUUUUUUAAAUGUGGCCCAUAGAAAAUUUUAAUUAAGGUCUUUUUAUGUGGCCCUUUGUCACAACAGUCACAGGGCCAUUGUACCUCAAAAUAAAACACAACUAACACAAUACAAUCAAUGCAUUGUGCAGUCUUGGUAACAUGCAAAAAACAAUCCUGAAUAUUGCCAUGAGACACACAGUUGACCAUUUCCCUCCAGGCAGCUGAUGUGCACAUUAACUUCAAGCAAUUUCUGCACGCCCAUUUGGACCUUGAGUUGAUUUUGAUUUGAAGAUGUAAAUGCCCCAAUCCGGCUUGGGAGACCUGUGCAGAUAUCAUUUGCUGGUGGAAAUCCAGUAUGCGUUAAAUUGUGUAUCCACAUGUCAAUUGCAAUUCAUCUGCAUUGCAUUGUUUUCAGUAGCAUGCACAUUUGAAUGUGAAUCCUCAUUCUGGCUCAACUAGGCACAUCUAAAUGCCAUUUAAAAAGAGCUAGUGUUAGAAUGAGAUGAAAGCAUGUUGAGCUGUUGGUUUUUAUCUGAGCUUAGAGUUGUUUGCUGUCUUCACUACUAAUUCUUAAAUGCCACCUGCUGGAGGAAAAACAAUACAUAAGAUUGGGAAGUCUGUCUUGUGAGGGCCAACUAAUAACUGUUGGUAGCCAGUAGCUGCUUGAAAAUGCUACACAUGUAGGCUCCCAACCCUUGGGUAAUGCAGCCGGUACCAUGUGCAUAAUCAGUCAUUUUACACAUCACUGCAAAAAUGCUUUUCCAGUAUUUGCCAAGGAACACGCAACAUUUGAUCAUGCAUAGGGCAUCACUUGAGCAUGACCACUGGGUGAUAGGCAAGAUGUCAACACGUAGGCGUAUGGUUGCAUAAAUGAGCAUUUAAUAUUAAAAGCUUUUGCCGUUUUCAUACUUUCAAAGUUCCCCAAGUGCUACACCAAAGGUAUUGACCAGUAUAGGUUGGCCCUUAUCUGCUGCCAUAGAAACAUGGCAGGUCCCCAUUCUGCUGUCAUAAAAACAUAUCUGAAUAUCUGAAAAGUUAGUCCUGAUUCUGGCCUGUAUCACAGAGGAAUGUUGAUGCUUGAGAUUAAGUUCUGAGACAGGUAAAUGCUCCAUGGUUAGUUCAUUGUUUGAGAUCGACAAGAUGAAUUUGUAACAAUGGUAACUUCUUGUAUACUGGGGCUGUGGUCUUGCUUGCUGCACUCGCCAACCCCCCUGCCAUUGCCUCUCAGAGUGUCUCCAUCCUUGCUUUCCUUAAACUUCUGUCAUUUUUGUAAAAUAAAAAAAACUACUUUCCCCUCUCAGUGCCGCUCCCAAACCAUAGCCACUGCUGUAGUGCGAUCUUCACUUUUGCUCCUCUUCACUGCCCUGACUUCAUAGAAAUCCAGGAUUGUGAUGCAGCACUGGAAAUCCUCCAACAUGGGCUACACAACAACAUUCUUACAUUUUUAUUAUAUAGAGAAACAUUAAAAGCCUCUUCAAGUCAACUUGGAGUGGUUUGUUUCUGAGACACUAGAGUAAGGGGCCUGUUGGGAUGACAAGGAACAUACCUUGCAGAGCCUGAAGCUGAGAAAGAUUUCUGCCUCUCCUCCUCCUGAAAUGUUUAUACAAAGUCCACUUACUUUCCCUCAAAAGAAAUCUGAGUAAUGAAGUAUUGUUAACAUACACUGUCAUCAUACUAGAUUCAUUCUUUUUCUUUUUCAUGCUUCGUUCUUCCUGUUCUGGCUAUCUUGUUUUCAAGACUGAAAAUGUGCUUUUUCACCCUCCCAGUCAUUCCAUCACGUUCACACAAAGCUUCUUAUUUUGCUGCUCUUUGUUCUUGGCUUCAGGCAGUUUUGUAACUACCUUGAGAUCCUGAUAAAAGACAUCCUGGCUCCUAAUCUGCAGUGGCAAGCUGGAAGAACAGCAGCUGCCAUCCGCACGACUGCUGUAUCAUGCCUCUGGGCUCUUAUUUACAGUGAACUGCUUUCACCAGAAGAGGUAAACGUCCCCCUCCUCCCCUGACAGCCAUUCUGAAUAUUGUCAUCCAGAAAUGCAAAUCAUCUCUGUCUUUCUAUAAAUCAAAGCUCUUGCCAAAAUACAGCAUAGGAAAACAAGUUUAGAAUAUGGGUUUAGCCUGAAAAUUGAUACUUGGGUAGCAAGCAUUUUCUCAUUGGGUCACUCCUAACAUACAUAUUUUUGAUGGCGGGGGAGAGAUCUGCAAUAAAAAAGGCAGAAUUCUGAAACUCUUCACUUGCAAACAGGGCAGCGGCUAUUUGCAGGGGUGGGGAAGUAUUAUUAGAGAGCUGACCCCUUCUUUGAAUGUUGAAGGCUUUAUUUUAAAAUAUGUAAAUUUCUAGCCUCUUUCCAUAUGCCUGGAAGUCACAUGCAGGCAAUAUUCUGUCCAAUUGCUCAGUAAGAAGUAAAUCUGCUUGCACCUUCCAGCAUCCUGUCAAAUGAGAGAGCAAAGGCACUGGGCUAAGUGGUAAGUGAUUGGCCCUUAUAUUUAAUUUUAUUCAAAUCCUUUAGCGAGUGACUUUAAAUGCAUUGCUACCUGUAUUUAGAUCCUUGCUGUGUCCCACUGACUUCCAAAGUCCCCCUCCAGGGUCUUUCCUUUCCCCCUCUCCCACCCUCACAGGUCUGUCUGCUUCACAAAUAGUAUUGAUGAAAUAAUUUUAAAAGGUGGCCUUAGGUUUUAUAAUAUUGGAGCUUUGCAUUUGUAUAUUAAGCAACGCUAUCUAAAUCAUAAAAAUAAAGGGUUGGAGCUGGAAUAAGUUAGUCACCCCUAGGUCCCAUUGAAAUGAAUGUGAAAAGUGAGUAAUAAUUAACAAAUGACACUAUUUUAAUGGGAACUUGGUGCCACUAACAUAGUCUAGAUCCAGCCCAUAGUUUUUAAAGGAAAAAAAAUGCCCGACGCUUGGAUCAGUUCCUUUUAAAGUGGGCUUUAACAGAGGAUUAGACAAAUUCAAGGGGUAAAUUCAGCAGCUAUUGCCCAAAUAGCUCAAUAAAACUACUUUUGAGAAGCUAUGCUGCUGAAUAUCAGUUGCUAUUAGAUAACAUCAGAAGUCUGUUGCCUUAUGGCCCUUCUUGUGGGCUCCCAGGCGACUUCUGCUUGACCACCCAAGAAAGCAGUAUGUUAGACUAGAUAGAGAAUUUUUAUCAGCUUUCAUUAUAUUCUUUUGCCAUUUGCGUGAUCUGGCACUGACUUGAUCCUUGACCUAAAUGGUUUCUGCAAGCUGGUACACAUCAACUGUGCUGCAGCAGAAUAAAAUUGAAACAUGAUAUAGGAGCCUGAAAGGGUGUGGAGGAGACCCCUCAACUCAACAAAGUGCAAGGAGAGUUAUUGAUUGGGAACCACACAUGGUAACAGAGGUUUGUGUGGAAGAUCUGGAGAAUGAGAAGCUGCUACGCAACAAAAAAGGAGGCAGAUGAAAUAGUAGGCAAUGGCUGUUCAAAGGUUUCGUACAACUUGGGAAAGGAGUAACACUAAGUAUUCUCUGCCCCUAUCUCUGAUGUAGAGUUUGUGCACAAACCCUAACACUCCAUAUUUUUCUUUCUUUUGAGAUUUGGGUGGUCUGUUACAAAUGUAGUUUGACUUUUACUGUUUGUCUAUAUUUGGAUAUUGUGGCUGCUUAUGGCCAAGACAAUAAAACUCACUUGACUGAGAGACUAAACAGUUUGGAAGAUAGCUCAGAAGAUCCCUCUAGGGUGAAUGCAAGACAUGCACAUCCUUGCAUUUGUUAGAAUACAAAUGUUCUUCUGCAUACUUUACCCAAAAGCAGGCUGUGUAGUGUAGAGCAUGGUUUGCACCCUAGUAGAAUAUGUGUCACACCAGUACUAUAGCCAUGGUCCUCUUCUGCUUUUGCCUUAAGAUUUUUUAGAAAUUGAAAAGCUUAAGGGUAGAGGGUAUAUUGGUUGCAAGAUGGGGUUAAGGUGCGUCUUGGGUUGAAGACUCUUGGUUUAAGAGCUUAAAUUUGAACAUGAGCACCAUCUUCUGGAAUACUAAAGAAAUGCUAACUUUAAAUCAUUCAUCUCUCACUCCAAAAGUGUGCUGGUGGUAGCAGCCAUGUCGUAUGAUCGUUGGAAUUGCUUCCCUAGCCUUCAAAACAUGUGCCUAAUCCCCUGAAAUAUUUGCAUUGUGGUUUUAGAGAACUCUACUGUACCCCACGGAGCUGAAACGGCAGAUACACAGAAAAUGAAAAGGUCAUGAGGACAUGGCUGGGAUCCAGAGAGUUAGGCACAGCAAACGGGCGUGCAUGUGCCCAGGGGGAUUUCCCCCACUACCUUUCUCUGAUGCCAAUGCCAUAUCACAAACUGCUUUUGAUAGUUUCAAAAGCAGUUUGCCACAUCAUAGUUUGAGGAGUUCUCUGUGUGUGUCUUGUUUCUGUAUAGGAAACCCAAACUCAUCAUAACCUCCUCUUAGGGCCAGGCGGUUCAUAUUUUCAUCUGGCCAUUUUUAUUAUAUCUGCCAUUAAUUUAAUUGAACAAGCCAAAAGGGUAAAGCGAUUGAGAACAAGCUAUGUGAAUGCAUGUUCUCUCUCAGAAGCAAAUCCCCACAUGUCAAGCUGUUCGUUGUGGUUAAAGGAAAAAUCUGCUCAGUGAAUGAGCCAAGAAGACAAUGCUUUUCUUAAGAGAUUUACUUUAUUAGCAUCUGUCCCUGUCCUUGGCAUUUGCCUGCGUCCUGCAGACGUCAAUGAAUAUAAUAACAGACAAUAACAGAAAUCGAACUGGUUGCAACUGCAUUCCCCUUUUCUUAAGCUGGCGGUUCCUUUCCUUGGUUUCAGAUGCUGAAAGUUGAAGAUGUGCUGAUGCCCAAAAUAGUUGCCACACUGGAAGAAGAUUCCAAAAUGACACGCUUAAUGUCUUGUCGAAUAAUCAGCAUUUUUCUAGACGGCUGCGUAAAACAAUUUGAACUCAGCAAAAUUUAUCCAGGUAUGAUAGCCGUUGGUGGUGGUGGCCAAUCUUUCUGACUUCUCUUGUUUGAGAAUGUGCCCCUCAAGUUCGCAGGUACAGGUGCAUCCUCCUGCACCUUCUUAUGUUUUACCUUCUAGCCUGCUAAACUGUGGAGCAGGAGAGUGCAAGACAGUCUGAGUGGAGAGUGGACCUGACUGGUUACCAUAACCAGACCCAUAGGCAUGUACAGGUGUGAAGAGGCCCUCUUAGCCUCUGCUACUUGUGCCACCCAUUUCACAGUUUGCCCAUCUAGUUUACAUGGUGUGUUUCUUUUAAAUGAAGUAAAUACCCACAGUGUUAAAACUAAUUUCAAAUUUACAUAAUGACAGCUGACACAAGAACACUGAUUUCUUACCGCUCAUCUUACUUUUGGGGAAGCUGAAAGUAGCACAGGUGGGGUUCCUGUAUAGUUUCUCCCAUAGGCACUGACCAGGCCUGGGCUGAUUAGCUCCAGCAAGGUUUUUGCAUCGUGUGGCUAUGCCCUGAGCCACUUGCAGUUUGAUGAGAGUCGGAGCAAGUGCUGCUGCAUCUGCAAAAGCAGCUGCUGACCCCUGCAGAUUGAAAUGGUGUAAAACGUGAUCUCUGCGCAAACUUGUAUGGAGAACAGAAACAAGUGGUUCACACAUGUGAAGGCGCCCCUUUAAAGCAAUGACUCUGUUGGACUAUAUUUUUGAACAUAACUGAGCCAAGAAAAGGGGGGGGGAGCAAUGUAAUCUGCUAACCACAGGCAACAAUCGUGGUUUUGCUGGGAAGGACAGAUCAGUAUGAAGAGGAGCAACUGGGAAACCUGUGCCCCCUCAAAUAUUGUUAAGCUCCGUUUCUCAUCAGCCACAGGCAGCAUGGCCAGCAGUUGAGGAUGUGAGUCUAACGGAACCUGGAGGUGCACAACAGGUUCCCAUACCUGGCACAGAAUCUCCUUACCUUUUUGUUUUUAGUCAGGAAGUCAAUUGAAGAAAAUAAAGACAUUUUCACGUUGCUUUAUUGUGUUAAUUUUAUUGUAUAGAAUGUUCUUAAUUGGGGUGUGUGAGAGAGAGAGAGACACUACUAGAUCCUAGUCAGCAGAGUGUAAAUUUUAGGAACAAAAUAAGUUCCCUAUCUCUUUGCAACAUAAUUUCCAUUUGUUACUGAAUAUGGCAUAGUGUGCAUAUAGUAAACUUUUGGUGCUAUUGUAUCAUUUUUCAGAACUCCUAAAGCGUUUGGAUGAUUCAUCACAUGAGGUCCGACUAGCAGCUGCCAAUGCCUUGCUCAGCUGGUUCAAAUGUAUAAACAAUGACGAAAAGAAAGCCCUAUUAAAAACCAACAUUGAGUUCCUGUAUCAAGAACUGUUGGUUCACCUGGAUGACCCUGACCAGAAUAUCCAGUCUGCUGUCUUAGGUAAGCCUUUGAAUGAGUUGUCGCUUUGAUGUUUUUUUAAGAAGUUGGAUUAAGCACCUAUUUUCUGUGGCAGUAGUAGCUGUGACACCAAAUGAGGGUCAGAAAAGAGAGAGGGUUGCUUCAUCUUUCUGGGUGGAGGAGAGCGCUCUGGCAAUGUGAAGUAUCUUAAAUACUUGUGGGAAAUCAUGUUCUGUGUGAAAGGUGGUCAGCUUUGAGAAGGUAAGGUGUUUGCAAGGGCAGCAAGUAUCAAAGGAAGGGACUUGGAAGGAACUGGAAAGGAAGGGAUGAAGGAGGUUGUCUUUCCAAAGGUACAGAUAUACGAGUCCUGCUUAUACUAAAUCCCACGAGAAGUAAUUUCUGAAUAAAUGUACACAUGGAUGCCUUAGUUUGGCUAAUGAGGUAGGUGGGAAGAACUCUAUAAAAUAUGAGUUUACACUUUCCUUGUAGAUAUGGACUAAACUAAUGUCCCUUUUUAUUUGUUUGACUUGUCUGUAUUAGGAGUAGCUUCACCAAUUGUUGUGGAAGGUUUUAUUACUGUUGUUGAGAAAAUAAUUUUUCCAAGCUUUCAAUCUUUGUCUUUCAUAAUCUACUCACCAAAUGAUCGGUUUAUAUUAUUAAGACCUGUGCAAAAUGUCAUUUUAACUUGUUUGACACUGACUACAGGUUUUACCAAGCACUGUGUUUGUGACUGAAGCAUGCAACUUUAGGCUCAAAUUGCACUGAGCUCUUCUUGCAGGUGCGCCAAUGCAUUAAUACAGCAAGACUUUCCUCCAUUUCAGUGGAGGAAACAGCUCCUUUGCACAAAAUAUUCAAAUUUGCAUUGGUGUGUAUAUGGGGCUCGUAAUUGUGUCGGCUGCAUAAAAAUAAAAAGGAAUCCAUGGAGGCAUCAUUUUUUUCCUGAAAAAACUCCAGGAGGAUUUUGAGUUAUUUUUGCAACACAGGGAGAAACAAUGAAAAUACUUAAAGUUCAUGUGCUUUUAAAAGUUUUCUAUUUAUAUUUGGUAUGAUCAGCUUCAUAUUGUUUCUGAAAAAAAAUGCAUGCUUUCUAAGCUAAGAAGGCUCCUGUGUUUUUGGCAAACAGUAGGAAGUGAAGGACAAGCUGUUUUUGGUAACUGUAUAUAAACUUGUGUUUUGCAGAUAUUUUGAAAGAAGGAGGUGUUCUCUAUCCAGAUAGCUUGGCAAAAGAAAUUGAAGCAGUUGUGCGCAAACAUCGCUCUCCAGCCUACUGUGAUCAGUUGCUGCUGCACAUUGAAUCAACGGGCUGGAGAUACUCAGAAUCAUAA
Molecule: messenger RNA, 26116 nt
Organism: Podarcis lilfordi (Lilford's wall lizard)
Lineage: Eukaryota; Metazoa; Chordata; Lepidosauria; Squamata; Lacertidae
Source: the annotation of a GenBank genome assembly